Molecule: messenger RNA, 1910 nt
Organism: Carassius auratus (goldfish)
Lineage: Eukaryota; Metazoa; Chordata; Actinopteri; Cypriniformes; Cyprinidae
Gene: ccdc87
Product: coiled-coil domain containing 87
Exons: 13
Coding region: 1-1665 (554 amino acids)
Source: RefSeq, a predicted model, not a curated record
AUGGUUAGUUGUACCACUGCAGUGUUGACCUCUGAGCUGAGUCUGAUCUGGCAAGACCUGAAAACCCCGUCUGUGGACACGACGCUGACCCAGGAAGAGAAAGUGCUGCUUACCUGCCAGACCUUCAGUGAGGUGCUGCACAUCUGUGAGCAGCUGUUUCUGCAAUCCUUGCACCUGCUGGAGACUCUGCGGAGGCGAGGUGCCUUCAGCGAUCGUAUCAACCGCAGCAGGGUGGCAGCUCAGCUCGCUAUUGACUGCACCAGUCUCUUGAACGUUCGCUCCAUAAGAUGCAGAAUUGUCACAGGAAUCAAGGAUGCACGGAAGUGCAUACAAAGUGCUGUUACACAUAACAAUGAAAGGUCCAGGACGGCCACAUCAUGGGAAAAAGCAGUGGAGGAUGACCUCAAAGAGAUUCAGGAGAGAAUCGGAGAGCUGGAUCUGCAAUGUGUGUAUGACCUCCUGCCUUGUAACAUGGAGCCAAUCACCUAUAAGACAGACACACAAUGUUCUAAAGCCAAUAAAUCGAUCAUACUGAAACAAGAGCAGGAUCAGAGUCCACCUCAAAACCGACUGGUCAGAAUAAAGGGAUGUCAUUCCAUGCCUGACCUACAGAGGGAAACACUGCUGGAGGAGCUGGAGAUAAGGCUACUCGAUCCACCUUCAUCCCCAUUAGUCCUGUUGUCCACAGAUCCUACCUCCAGCCUGGAGAAACGCAUCAGUCCUGGGGAAGAUCUGAAGAGAUUAUUACAGGAGAGAGAUAACAAGGAUGAUGGUAAUUGUGGGACGGAUCUGUGCUCGCUUAUAGAAUCCCUAACCUGCUAUAGUUCCAGCAGACUCCAAAGGCUCAAACAAAAACUACAGAAAAUGGAGGAAGAGGAGGAAACCAAGAAGCACAAAGUUCUUGUGAAGAAACCUCUGCACCCACAAGGAGAUGUGGUCAGUGUGACGUUUUCUCCUCAGAACAUCAUGCGCACAGCAGCGGCCCAAGUGUCUGAUCGGAUUCUCCCAGAAACCAUCAAACUCAGCCGAUACCCACCAGUCUACAAUGACCUCACGAAAGAGAUUGAUUCCGCAUCCGUCACUCUGAUGGAUCAGAUCUUGGUUGAAGAAAAAAUGGAUAUCGGCAAAGUCUUUGAAGAGUUAUCCAGAAGUAUUUCAACAAAGCAUUUCAACUUUGAUGAGGACUCCAGGAUUGAGCCUGCCCUGACAAAUGUCACAUUCUGCCCAAAAAGAGUGAUUAAUGACCAGCUAAUGAACCCAUCUCUCAGGAGGCCCAGUCAAUACAGCAUAUCCCACAGAGAGAGAGCAGAGAGGGCUGCGAACAGGAAGAGGCCUGAGAAUACGACCGCUCGAGCGUACAGAGCCUGGUUUCAGUGGUGGAGGUGUCAACUAUCAAUGGAUGAUUAUCUUAACUACAUUUCUAAUCAGGACUCUGAUUAUCUGUCAGUGCUGUUUCACCUGUAUGACAGUGAGGAUGAUGAUGAUGAAGAGGCAGAGAGACACAAGCUGGCUCAGAUACAGAGAGAUGAAAGGAGAAGAAGGCAACAGGAAAGGAUCAAUUCACUUAGGAGACAGAAACAAGAAUUUGUUCCUGGAUUCUGGAACAUCAACACCAUAGAGAUGGGAGGACUGGGAAGGGAACCAGAAAUGGAUGGCAUGUUAUAGUUUUUUUUUUAAAUAGAUAAAUAAAUACUGGUACAUUUAUAAACAUUUGUUAUUUAGUGUCCAAAACUGCAUGAAAGAAUGAAUGCAGAAAUAUCUGUGUUUCAGAGAAAAAUCCAGAAGAGGAAAAACAAGAAGCAGUGAGCUCAUGUUUCUUUCCUCAUAAUCUAACAUAGCAGUUUUCCACUGAUUACUCUGUCUAUCAUGUCAUGUCACUGUUAUUCUUAGUACAGGCUUCUGUUUAGCAG